Molecule: messenger RNA, 670 nt
Organism: Mycetomoellerius zeteki
Lineage: Eukaryota; Metazoa; Arthropoda; Insecta; Hymenoptera; Formicidae
Exons: 4
Coding region: 47-670 (207 amino acids)
Source: RefSeq, a predicted model, not a curated record
UUAUUUUAGAAGUCUCAAGAAGUAAUACACAAAAGUUAGGACAACAAUGACAAAAAUUACAAUCAUAAAUUGCAUCAUUGCAGCUGUUUACAUUUUUCAAACAGCAGAGGCAAGAUUUUUUGAUAAAUCACCAUUAGAUAGUGUACAAAAUCCAAUUUCAAAUAUCAUUGAAAAAGUAAAAUUGGGAAAAGAUGGAAUCCAAAAUGAAAAGGUAGCUUAUGAUAGAUUAACAGAUGGACUUGUAACACCCGAAACAGGACUUUCAACAUUUGCGUCAUGCAUUAAUACGACUAAUAUUCAACAAGUUAUCGAGCAAAUAACAAAACCUCUUAAUACGUGCAUUAUACAAAAAAUUAAUUCGACUGAAAAAUUGACCAAUUUACUGAAUAAUCUGCAAAAUAUAUCAAAGCUCUUUCAAGAUGUCUUAAAUUGUAUAUUAAAGCCGCCUUUAAAUUUGACAUACUUAAAUGAGGUUGUGAACAAGGUUUCCGAACUAGCUUCCAAAAUAAAUGAAACUGUGAAUGCGGCAUAUGAAGCCAUCGGAACGUUCCCCGAUAUAGGAGUGUGCUUUACAUCAGAAAUUCAGAAAUUACCCGAUCAGUUUAUAAAUCAAAUCAUCCAAAACUUGAUACAAUGUGUCCCAAAUUUUAAGCUACUAUUUAAAUUAUAA